This is a messenger RNA of Nilaparvata lugens (brown planthopper), 1940 nucleotides long. RefSeq names its product transcriptional repressor scratch 2. Gene Ontology annotation, molecular function: RNA polymerase II cis-regulatory region sequence-specific DNA binding; DNA-binding transcription factor activity, RNA polymerase II-specific. Lineage: Eukaryota; Metazoa; Arthropoda; Insecta; Hemiptera; Delphacidae. Bases 141 to 893 code for a protein of 250 amino acids. The transcript has 4 exons. Gene Ontology annotation, biological process: regulation of DNA-templated transcription. The record is from RefSeq and is a predicted model, not a curated record.
ACAUACUCAUUCCUCCCUGUCAGUAGUCGAAAGUCACUAGACAUUAGCAGUGGGCUGCAGCCUUGUACGCAGCAGUAUUGCACAGGGUUAGUGUAUUGUUUGAUGCUCGAGCUGCAUGCAGUCUGCUGCAAGUGGCUGCCAUGCCUAGAGCGUUUCUCUUCACACACCGGCGCUACACUGAAACGCCUGCGGCCCUGUAUCCACCCACGACAGCAACAGAUGAAAUAAUCGCAGAGCACGCUGUAGCAGCUGAUUGCCCCGAUGAGUUGUACAACCUCACACAAUUGGCUGAGGUCUCCCUUGCUGCAGCUGCUGCCGAUGGACAUGUAUUUGCGUCCGACUUGCCCAAUAGACGCAGCACAGAGGCACACGCGGAGCAAGCAGCCUCGCAGGGCAGCCACGAGUGCAUGUCGUGCGGCAAGCGAUACAGCACGUCAAGCAACCUGGCUCGUCACCGACAGACACACCGCGCCCCCGACGACAAGAAGGCACGUCGCUGCCCGCACCCGCAGUGUGGCAAGCUCUACGUGUCCAUGCCGGCAUACAGCAUGCAUGUGCGCACACACAACCAGGCCUGUCGCUGCCCCGCUUGCGGCAAGUGCUUCUCGCGGCCUUGGCUGCUGCAGGGCCAUCUCAGAACUCACACUGGGGAAAAGCCAUUCAAAUGCUUAGAGUGCGGCAAAGCGUUUGCCGACAAGUCGAACCUGCGCGCGCACGUGCAAACUCACUCAGGCUCCAAGCCGUACCGGUGCUCCAGGUGUGGCAAAGCCUUUGCGCUCAAGUCCUAUCUCUACAAACACGAGGAAUCGUCCUGCGUCAAACCCACAGUUGGCAGCAGUGGAUCGCGGCUACUCGUACUGGCGGCAAAUGUCGCACAUACAUUGUGCGAUUGACGGUAGCAUAAUACACACAUACUACAUGCUAUUGAAAUUUUAUGAUUCUCUAUGCAUAAAAUGUAAGAUAGAGCUCAUCAAAGUAUUGUAAACCACAAAGAUUGUGCGAGUGGGGCUCCUACUAAGGAACGAGUAAUCGAGACUCAAAACUAACCAAAGUAUGAGGAUGAAAAAGAUUGAAAUCGUUGGAGUAUGAGCAUAACGGUCUAAGUAGUCAUGAGUUUGUAGAUGGUGUUGAUGUUGAAUUCUCCAAGUUGAAUCCAAUAGAUUAAAUAGUUUUUUCCAACAACUCUUCCAAAAGUUUUCAAUCUUAAAAGAGAGGACAAUCAUUUUUGUGAACCCAACCUUUGAUUUGAGUGUUAAUAUGAUAACUUGAGAGGAAACGAAUUCUCUCAGAAGGUUGUACGAUUGCAGAUUCUUGAUAACAGAAGUGAAGAAAGAAUAUUUUUAUGUAGUUGAAGACAAGUAAUUUGUUUUUGUCAUUGAUUAUUUGCAAACCGGUAGUUGACAUUUUUAAUCAUUCAUAAUGAUUUUCUUUUUGAGUAACUCAAAAUGAGAUUUCAAUACACAAAUCUUGAGAGUUGGGAAUUUCAAGUUGAGGGUGUAGGUAUUUUGAAUAAUGGUUGCAUAUUUUUUGCAUACGUUGCAUUCUAUACGUUGUACAGAAAAGAUAAAUUCAUUGACUAACGUAAAAGAUUACUUUAGUACUAAUUUCAAAAACUAGGAAAAAAUGAGAAAAUUAAAACACUAUACCUACUGAUAAUAUUCAAAUACAUCUUAAAAAAGUUAGAAGAAAGCUUAUUCAUUUUGGUUCAGAAUUAAUUGAUUAAACCGUAUUAUAUACCUUCACAAGAUAAAUUAAUUCUCUCCUUCAAUAAAUGUAUAUUUUCCUAUUAAUGCAUUUGAUAGGCGAAGAUGUUGGUUGAAUCCAUGGUGUAAAGUCAACGUACUGUUAUUGAAAACGGAUGAAUAGGAUUAAAAUAAGAAUAAGAUAUAUAAUGUUAACAAAAAACAAAUUGGCCUUGAGGAAACUCAAUCCACACUCUA